AUGUCACCCAGUCAGGAAUCUGUAUACUCUGAGUAUGAGACUGACACCAGCCAGACCUCGAAGCUGAUGAGAAAAUUUAAAGAGACUCCAUUUGUGCCCAUUGGGAUGGCUGGAUUUACUGCGGUGGUUGGCUAUGGGCUGUACCGACUGAAGCACAGAGGUGACAUGAAAAUGUCACUCCACCUGAUUCACAUGCGUGUGGCAGCCCAGGGCUUCGUCGUGGGAGCAAUCACGUGUGGUAU
Molecule: messenger RNA, 242 nt
Organism: Acanthisitta chloris (rifleman)
Lineage: Eukaryota; Metazoa; Chordata; Aves; Passeriformes; Acanthisittidae
Product: HIG1 domain family member 1A, mitochondrial-like
Exons: 2
Biological process (GO): negative regulation of apoptotic process; mitochondrial respirasome assembly
Cellular component (GO): mitochondrion
Source: RefSeq, a predicted model, not a curated record